CAGAGAGAGUAGGGAGCAGUUUGAGAUCAGCCAGCAGGGAAGAACUAUCUCACUACUGAGCUCUGGCUCCAGGAACAACUUGGAGGAGCUUGAAUUAUCCAGAUGCAGUUUAUCAACUUAAUAAAAUGACAGCAAGUAAAAACAAUAAGGAGAGAGGUGGAACUAACAUUUGAGAUGCUUCCAUUAACUGGGAAAACAAUAAUAUUUGAUAACUUCCCUGAUCCUUCUGAUACCUGGCAGAUAAUUGAAACCAUUGGCAAAGGAACGUAUGGCAAAGUUUUUAAGGUGUUAAACAGGAAAAAUGGCAGCAAAGCAGCAGUCAAAAUCUUGGAUCCUGUUCAUGACAUUGAUGAAGAAAUUGAAGCAGAGUACAACAUCUUGAGAGCUCUUUCUGAUCAUCCCAAUGUAGUCAAAUUCUACGGAAUGUACUACAAGAAAGAUGUGAAGAAUGGAGACCAGCUCUGGUUGGUUCUUGAGCUGUGCAAUGGAGGAUCUGUGACUGAUCUUGUGAAAGGAUUUUUGAAGAGAGGGGAAAGGAUGGAUGAACUUAUAAUUGCUUACAUUUUACAUGAAGCUCUUAUGGGGCUUCAGCACUUACAUGAAAACAAAACAAUCCACCGUGAUAUAAAGGGAAAUAACAUCCUGUUGACCACUGAAGGAGGAGUUAAACUUGUGGAUUUUGGUGUGUCUGCUCAGUUGACCAGCACUCGUCUCCGUCUGAACACUUCUGUGGGCACCCCUUUCUGGAUGGCUCCAGAGGUGAUUGCAUGUGAGCAGCAGCUGGAUAGCUCCUAUGAUGCCAGAUGUGAUGCAUGGUCACUAGGCAUCACUGCUAUAGAGCUAGGAGAUGGAGAUCCACCUCUUGCAGACUUGCAUCCCAUGAGAGCACUCUUCAAAAUACCAAGAAAUCCACCUCCAACAUUACAGCAGCCAGAGCUGUGGUCACCUGAAUUCAAUGACUUCAUUAACAAGUGCUUGACUAAAGAUUAUGAGAAGCGCCCAACAGUAUCGGAUCUUCUGCAACAUGAUUUCAUUAAGCAAAUUGAGGGCAAGGAGAACAUGUUACAGAAGCAGCUCAUGGACUUUAUUGAUGUUCAUCAACAAAUGGGAGUCACUGAAAAGGCAAGAUUUGAGCGUAUUCAUACAAAGAAAGGGAACUACAAUAAAUCUCAAGUUUCUAACCAGGAGGAUGUAGAUGAUUUAGCAACCUUGGAGGUACUGGAUGAGAAUACAGUGACAGAGCAGUUGAAGAAGAGCUAUGCCAGGGAUCAAAUCUAUACCUUUGUAGGAGACAUCCUCAUCGCCGUCAAUCCAUUUCAGAACCUAGAUAUUUAUUCUACACAGCAUUCCAAACUGUACCUUGGAGCAAAACGGACUGCCAAUCCUCCCCACAUUUUUGCUGUAGCUGACAUUGGUUAUCAAUCAAUGGUGACAUACAACUCAGAUCAGUGCAUUGUCAUUUCUGGAGAAAGUGGAGCUGGCAAGACACAGAGUGCCCACCUUCUUGUUCAGCAGCUCACUGUCCUUGGAAAGGCUAAUAACAGGACUCUUCAGGAAAAGAUCCUCCAAGUGAACAAUUUGGUAGAAGCCUUUGGAAAUGCAGGCACCAUUAUCAAUGAUAACUCCAGCAGAUUUGGAAAGUACUUAGAAAUGAAAUUCACCUGUGGUGGGACCGUAGUAGGAGCCCAAAUUUCAGAAUACCUCCUUGAAAAGUCUAGAGUUGUCCAUCAGGCUCUAGGAGAGAAAAAUUUCCAUAUUUUUUACUACAUUUAUGCUGGUUUGGCAGAAAAGAAAAAACUGGCACAUUAUAAAUUGCCAGAAAAUAAGCCUCCCAGAUAUCUGCAAAAUGAUCAUUUCAGAAUAGUGCAAGAUUUAAUGAACAAUAGUUUCUAUAAGUCCCAGUUUGAAUUAAUAGAGCAAUGCUUCAAAGUCAUAGGCUUCACAAUGGAGGAGCUUGGAAGUGUAUACAGUAUUCUCGCUGCAAUUUUAAAUGUGGGUAACAUUGAAUUUUCUUCUGUGGUAUCCGAGCACAUGAUUGACAAGAGCAACAUUUCUAAUCCAGUAGCUCUUGAGAACUGUGCUUCCUUGCUGUGCAUUCAGGCAGAUGAACUGCAAGAAGCUCUCACCUCUCAUUGUGUGGUGACUCGAGGAGAAACAAUCAUCCGUCCCAACACCAUGGAAAAAGCUACUGAUGUCAGGGAUGCUAUGGCCAAAGCAUUAUAUGGACGCCUCUUUAGUUGGAUAGUCAAUCGCAUCAAUGCUUUACUCAAGCCAGACAAACUUCUAAGUGAAAAUGAUGAUGGCUUGAACAUUGGGAUUCUUGAUAUUUUUGGAUUUGAAAAUUUCAAGAAGAAUUCUUUUGAACAACUGUGUAUUAACAUUGCUAAUGAACAGAUUCAAUUCUAUUUCAAUCAACAUGUCUUCGCCUGGGAACAGAAUGAAUAUCUAUAUGAAGGUGUUGAUGCAAGAGUUAUAGAAUAUGAGGACAACAGGCCUCUCUUAGAUAUGUUCCUGCAGAAACCAAUGGGCUUAUUGUCCCUGCUGGAUGAGGAAAGUCGAUUCCCACAAGCAACAGAUCGGACACUUGUAGAAAAAUUUGAAGAUAAUUUAAAGUCAAAAUAUUUUUGGAGGCCCAAAAGAAUAGACCUAAACUUUGGGAUUUACCAUUAUGCAGGAAAGGUACUUUAUAAUGCAAGUGGGUUCUUGGCCAAGAACCGAGAUACCCUGCCAGCUGACAUUGUGCUGCUCUUGCGGUCCUCCGAAAACACUCUGACCAGACAGCUGGUAACCCAUCCUCUUACAAAAACAGGUAACCUGGCGCAUAGUAAAAGCAAAAGUGCAAUAAAUUACCAAAUGUGGACUCCCCAGAAAUCAAUCAGCCGUAGCAAGCUGGAUUUCUUUGUGUUGUGCAAUUCGUAUUCCUUCCGUGAGAAUGAAACUGAAGAUACAACACAUCAUCCGAGAGAGACAACCAAUAUGAAAACACAGACUGUCGCUUCUUACUUUAGAUACUCACUGAUGGAUUUGUUAUCUAAGAUGGUGGUUGGCCAGCCUCACUUUGUCCGUUGCAUCAAACCAAAUAAUGACCGGCAGGCACAUAAAUUUGACAAAGAGAAAGUACUGGUGCAGCUACGCUACACAGGAAUUCUGGAGACAGCAAGAAUUCGAAGACAGGGUUAUUCUCACCGCAUUCUGUUUUCUAACUUCAUAAAACGGUAUUCCCUCAUCUGUUAUAAAACAAAUGCUGAUCCUCCAGUCAGCCCUGAGACCUGUGCUGCCAUCUUGGAAAAAGCUCACCUUGACAACUGGGUUCUUGGAAAAACCAAAGUGUUCCUCAAAUACUAUCACGUGGAGCAGCUGAAUUUAAUGCGAAAAGAGACAAUUGGCAGGAUUAUUUUGAUUCAGGCUUGUGUCAGGGGGUGGCUGUGUUCGAAGAGAUACCAGAAAAUAAAGGAGAAAAGGAAACAAAGUGCUAUUAAAAUACAGUCAGCUUACAGGGCCUAUGUUGCUCGUAAAGAUUAUAAAAAUGUAAAAAAAAAUCACAAAAGGGAAAUGUUGAUUACCAGCUUUCAAGCAGUUGCAAGAGGAUACUUAAUCAGGAAGAAAAGGAAAGAACAGACAGAUACAAUUAACAAAGCAGCAACAACAAUUCAGUCUCACUACAAGGGAUACAGGGAGAGGAAGAGCUUUGAAAAAAAGAGGGAAUCAUUUGUGAAGAAGGAAAAAACUGAAAAUGCAGGCUCCAUUAGUGUAAUGGAAGAAGAUGAGCAACCUCAAGGCAAUGAAGAAAACCCUGCUGGGAUGAAGAGUACUUCUUCUCAGACUGAAGAGGAGGCAGCUGUCAUUGUGCAGAGCAAUUACCCAAGCUACAGAGAGAAUAAAAAUCUAAAGGAACAAAGCAAAACAAUGUCAGAACAGGAGUUAUCUCCAGCAGAAAACCUCAAGCCAGAAGUAAAGCCAGAUGAAAAUGUAGCACAGGAGGCUGAGGCUGAGAGAGGCAAAAAAGAUAAGGCUGCUACUGUCAUUCAGAGCAGGUACCGUGGACACCUGGACAGAAAGAACCUAGAGGAUAAAAGGAAAAUGCCUCCAAGAGGUGGUGAUGCUUCUGACAAACAAAACCUUCCAGAGCAGAAUCUCAGUGACAGUAAAAACCAGAACUCUUUGAAGCAGCCAUCUAGCAACACAUCUAUCAAAAUAACAACCAAACCUGGCCUCCAAGAGCAGACUGCUGAGAAAACAGACAGUACAGAUGACCAAAAUCAAGUGUCCAUGGUUGUCCAAAAUGAGCAUGAGAGUCACCUAGAUACAAACCAUCAGAAACACAAAGGAAUAGUGCCUGUUGAAAGUAAAGGCAAUAUACAAAAAGACUCAAUAAGAUGUUCACAUAAGCAAGUCAAGUUGGAAAAGCAAAGUUCAGAAGAUCAAGAGAAGGCAGCAGUGGUAAUUCAGAGUAAUUAUCGGGGUUACAAAAGAAGGGGGGAACUCAGGAAAGAGGGCAUAUUACCAUGCAGAAAUCAAGAGAGAGGCACAAAGAAGCCAUUAGCAACAACAGUACAUUUUCAAAACCAUGAAAGAGAAUGUUCUCAUUUGGCUGAUGACCAUAAGACUCUCAGGGAAGGCUCAGAGAAAGAAGCCUGUGAUUUGGCAACCUUUUCAAGACAGAUAUCAAAAUUAUCUGAAGACUACAUAGCACUGCAACAAAAAUUGAAUGAAAUGAUUUUGUCACAUCAGCUGACGCCUGUGAUUAUAUCCAAAGAAAAGCAAACAAAUGGUCAACUUUCUCCUCACAUGUGUCAGUCAGUUGCUUGCAAUGCAGAGGACUGUCGUCCCAAGCAGAGACCAACAAGGAGACCACGGAGACCCAAGUCUUUAAAUAAUCCUGAAGAUUCCCCAUACUAUACUCUAGUGCAUAAAUCAGUACAAGAAGAAAAACGGAAACUAAGAAAGGACAGUUUGGACAAGAUGCUUGAUAGAGAAGAUUUAUACUACCAAGGAAUUUCAUCUAUUGAUGCUGUAUCAAAGAAUAGUUAUACUGGCCGAAGAGAAAAGAGACAACCGGCUGAGCUCAGGAGUUCAACUAUAAUGGCUAGUGAAGGGUCAAGGGUUGCAGAGAGCCCCCUGGAAGAGAGCAAAAAUGAAGAUAAUCCCUAUGACUACAGAAAAUUGCUGCGGAAAACCUCUCAGCGCCGGCGCCUUAUCCAGCAAUUCUAGUUGCUGCUGCCAUUUGGCUUUUAUUAGCAUAAUCUUUUUUAUGAUUUUAUACCAUAUGCUUUCCUUUUUUUUUGUAUGGCUAUUUCCAAUAUUUCGCAUUUACAGUGUUUUUUUCAUUUGAAUACAAACUAUUUUAAUUUGUGGUCCCACCUCCUGUUGAAGGGACACUGUCAAGUUAAAAAAAAAACAUAUUUAAAAAAUAAUCCACAGAGUUUCCUUUGCUGAUGUUCUUAAUCCAUUUCAAGAUUAUAAAACAGGAAAGAAUGUUUAAAAAGUAGUUUACUUUCUUUAGCAUAGAUUGUUUUCUACUUUUGCAUUUCUUUCAUCUUUAAACUAUGUAAAUAGACCAGUUAAUAACCAGUAAAUAGACCAGUCCUUUCCUACUCAGGUUCCCACCCUGACAGAAAAUUAAUUUAACAAACAGAAGAAUGAAUUAGCUGCAUUGGAUUUUUAAUUGCAUGUAACCAUUCGUUUUGGUUUAUGCCUUACAAUGCCUAAAUUAUAGAGUAAAUCUUCAUAUAAAUUAUUCAUGGCACAGUAUAUCCUAAACUUAUUUCCUUAUCGACUAUGUACUGUAAGGCUCUGGGGUGGGGUUAGAGGUCAAUAUAGUGUGUGUAAUCUUUAUCUGGGAAAUGUUUAUAUACAGGACAGGACAUCUAAGCACAACCUUCUCUCCUGCCCCCUCAGCUCUGUGGAUAAACUCCUGAAUUUUGUUUGCUUUGUUCUCCUUUCUAAAUGGGUAUUGUUUUUUGUUCAGGCAUUUUAAUUUCUGGGUGAUGGAGAAAUGUCGAGGGAAAUAAAAAUUGGUCUGUUGCUGCCUCGAAGGUAAAGACCAAUUGCAAUCAGUUCCACCAGGGUGCAAAGGGAAUAGCCACUUCAAAAAAAAAAAAAAAAUCCACCCAAAAACCUAUUUUACAAGAGGCCUGGCAGAAUGGAUGGAGAUAAUUAGUGCAUUCACACCCAGGUGGAAUUCCAGGUCUGAUAAUUGCACUCUCCCAGCUGUAAAGGGAGAAAGGCAGACUUCAUCAAGCAAACAGUCCCCAGAGGGUGAGGGCCAAAUCCCGCUCCCUCGCUCAAGCCAGUCGCCCGGACUGCAGUGACUGCCAGCGGCGUCCAGUUCUGCACGAAGCCCUUUAAAGGGAGACACCGCCGCCCUGGCCCCGCGCGCAGCCAGCCCGGCCGCGCCGCUCGCUGCUCGGGGCAGAGCCCUGCCUGCGGCCGCCUCUCACUCGCGGCAGAGGCGGGUUUGCUCUCGCCGCUCUUCCUCGGGUGUCAGUCUGGAAAUCUCUUCCUUCCUCUCUAGCAGUAACGCGGCGGAGUAAAUAAAGAAGGACGCGAGUUAA
Messenger RNA from Alligator mississippiensis (American alligator), 6554 nucleotides. RefSeq names its product myosin IIIA (gene MYO3A). Bases 175 to 5211 code for a protein of 1678 amino acids. The transcript has 37 exons. Gene Ontology annotation, molecular function: protein binding; cytoskeletal motor activity; ATP binding. The record is from RefSeq and is a predicted model, not a curated record. Gene Ontology annotation, biological process: protein phosphorylation. Gene Ontology annotation, cellular component: myosin complex. Lineage: Eukaryota; Metazoa; Chordata; Crocodylia; Alligatoridae.